Ogataea angusta is the source of this 1356-nucleotide messenger RNA. RefSeq lists its product as uncharacterized. The record is from RefSeq and is a predicted model, not a curated record. The transcript has a single exon. Gene Ontology annotation, molecular function: mannosyltransferase activity. Lineage: Eukaryota; Fungi; Ascomycota; Pichiomycetes; Pichiales; Pichiaceae. Bases 1 to 1356 code for a protein of 451 amino acids. Gene Ontology annotation, cellular component: endoplasmic reticulum.
AUGAGCUGGAUAGUUUACAAGGGGUUCCAGCCCGGCCAGCUCGACUUUGGCUGGCCCGUGUGGACACUCAUUGUGCUGUGGCUGAGUGUGCCAGUCCUGUUCUAUUUUUGCAUGGCGCACGCGACGUAUCUCUGGCGGGUCCGCCAGAAACGCUUGGCUGGGCCGUCAGGAAACGACGUUGUCGUGAUCGUCCUCGGUGACCUUGGCCACUCGCCCCGCAUGGCGUACCAUGUGCGCAGUCUGGUGAAAAGCGGACGGUUUGUCCAUCUGUGCGGCUACUUGGAGAGCACACUGCCGGACUUCCUUUACGACGACGACACCGUCGACCUUUACGAGAUCCCUGUGAUUCGGCGCCGCAUGUGGAUGCCGUAUCUGGUAUUUGCAGCAUUCAAAGUAGUGGCGCAGUGUUGCAAGCUCACAAGCUUGCUCUCGACGGUCAUCGACGAAAAUACAGAGUACGUGCUCGUGCAGAAUCCUCCGUCCAUCCCUGUGCUGGCGAUUGCCGUCUUUUUGCGAAAAACAAUCUGUCCGCACGUCAAGAUAGUCGUCGACUGGCACAAUCUCAACUUUUCGAUCCUAAACCUCAAAUACCACAACGAUAAUCACCCUGCUGUGCAGCUUCUGCGGAACUACGAAAAAUAUAUGGGGAAACUUGCAGACUACCAUUUUACAGUGACUGAAAAGCUGAAAGAGUUUUUGCAGACAGACUUUGGAAUCGACGGCGCGAGGAUCAGCGUCGUGCACGACCGUCCGGGCGACGAGUUUGUGCCGCUCAAGGGCGACAAAAGGGCGAUUGUCAAAGAGCUAGCUGUGCUGGACGGAUUCCGGGACGCUGACAAAUUGAUUGUGUCAGCAACGUCGUUCACCGAGGACGAGGAUUUUGGCGUGUUAGUGGAGGCGCUGAAGAAACUAGACUCAAAACUGGACAGCAGAGUGUACAUGGUGGUUACAGGGAAGGGUCCACUUCAGAAGAAGUUUCUGGAUGCAGUGGCCCAAAAUAAAUGGAGUGAAAAUCUGAUUAUCCGAAACGUGUGGCUACCGGUCUCUGACUACCCAAAACUUCUUCAGGUUGCUGAUGCGGGGGUUUCCCUGCACUACUCGUCCUCGGGACUGGACCUUCCAAUGAAAAUCGUUGACCUUUUCGGCUGCGGCGUGCCUGUAGUGUCGAUGGAUUUUCCCGCGCUGCAUGAAUUGGUGACUGACCAAAACGGUCUUGUGAUGAAAAAUAAUUCAGAUGCCUCGGAACUUUGCGACAAAAUGUAUAGGCUGCUCUACGAGGUGGACCUGAAACCGGGGGCUUUGCGCGAAAGCGCACGGAGAUGGGACCAGGAGUGGCGGAACACAAAGAUAUUCUGA